AUGAAGGCCUCUUUCGGUACCGUUAUGGCCACUCUGGCCACCAGCGCUCUCGCUGCUCCUCUCCUCAACUCCGGUGCUCUUUCCGGUGUGACCUCUCUCACCAACCUCGGCUCUCUCGCCGGCCUGACCAGCCUCGUCGGUGACCUGACCCAGCUCGAGGGUGUUGACGGUAUUGCCGAUGUCCUCCAGCUCGGUGAUGUCACCAAGGAGCUGGACCUGGACAAUCUCCCUGUUGUCUCCAGCGUCGGUGACCUGACCAGCCUUCUUGGUGUCGCUUCCACCAGCGACAGCAGCGCCCCCGCUGUCCAGGACGGCCACCUCGUCCAGGACCUCGGCCCUCAGGUCCAGAAUGUCCUCACUAUCGUUGGUACUGACCUCCAGCCUCUCCUCCUUGAGCUGAGCCCCGAGGUUGCCGAGCUGGUUUCUUCUCUGGGUCUCGGUGCCCUUGGUGUUCCUCUUGGUUCCAUCGUUGCCUCUGCCAGCUCCCUCGGUGACCUCGUCACUGGUCUCGGUCCCCAGGUUGACGGUCUCGUCAUCGUUGUUGGUGCUGAUGUUGGUGCUGUCCUCGUUGCUGCUCUCGUCUCUGGUCUUGGUCUCCCCACCGUCGGUGUCCCUGUCGGCACCAUCCUCGCUACCGUCGGUACCUCCCUGAAGAAGCGUGGUGAGAUCGUCAACGACCUUGCCCCGGAGGUUAAGGAGAUCCUUACUGUCACCGGCCCCAACGCCAAGCAGCUGCUCGUUAAGCUCUCCCCCGAGGUUGCCGCUCUCGUCACUGGUCUCGGUCUCCCCGGUGUUGGUGUCCCCGUUGGCGAGAUCAUCAAGACCGCCGGCUCCGUCGGUGACCUUCUGGUCGAUGUCUCCGAGCCCCUUGACGAGCUCCUGACUGUUGUUGGCACUGACGGCAAGGCUCUGCUGAUCCAGCUCUCUCCUGAGGUUGCCCUGCUUGUCUCUGGUCUUGGUCUGACUGGCACUGGUGUCUCCGUUGGCUCCGUCAUUGCCACUAUUGGCUCCAACCUGUAA
Messenger RNA from Penicillium malachiteum, 1020 nucleotides. RefSeq lists its product as uncharacterized. Lineage: Eukaryota; Fungi; Ascomycota; Eurotiomycetes; Eurotiales; Aspergillaceae. The transcript is spliced from 2 exons. Bases 1 to 1020 code for a protein of 339 amino acids. The record is from RefSeq and is a predicted model, not a curated record.